AUGGUUGAAACUCUGUUUGAAGAUAUCUUUGUGGUGGAUAAGCUGGAUCCAGAUGGCAAAAAAUUCGAUAAAGUUUCUCGCAUUGAAGCAAUGAGUGAGCAGUUUGAUAUGUACAUGCAGCUAGAUGUGAAUACAGAGAUAUAUCGUAUGCAUGUUGGGGAGAAGUUCAUGAUGGUAUUAGCUUCCACUCUAAAUUUGGAUGGAACACCCGACUCUGGUUAUUAUACUCAGGUAGAAAAUACCCGCAUCAUCCCCGUUAUAAGGAAAUUAGGGAGACCGGGAAAAUCUACAUUCUUGUGGUUCAAGAGGGUUGAAGCUAAAGGAAAAUGGCAGUUGGUUGCCCAUGUCAUGUCUGAUACGCCAAAGAUAUGUUGCAAAACCUAUGAACUUAAAUGGGUUUAUCGAAAAAUAGACCAAAGGUCUAUCAUCUGUGAUUUCAGAAGGAAGAUGGUGGAGGCAUGCUUACCACUAAGCGAUGCCUUGAGAGACAGAUGGAGAGAAAUAAAACUUAUGGGAGAUUUUAGGGCAAAAAACUUUAAUUCAGAGAGUACCAUUUUAAAGUAG
This is a messenger RNA of Ilex paraguariensis (yerba mate), 564 nucleotides long. NCBI's taxonomy places the organism in Eukaryota, Viridiplantae, Streptophyta, Magnoliopsida, Aquifoliales, Aquifoliaceae. The record is from the annotation of a GenBank genome assembly.